This is a messenger RNA of Sphaeroforma arctica JP610, 192 nucleotides long. RefSeq lists its product as hypothetical. The record is from RefSeq and is a predicted model, not a curated record. The transcript has a single exon. Lineage: Eukaryota; Ichthyosporea; Ichthyophonida. The annotation marks the transcript as partial.
GUCAACAAUGUGAGUAGUUUGGACUUCAACCCUCGGCUCAACACGUCCUCAUAUGUGAACGUAGUCAGUGAACUCGAGGAACGCGAAGUGGCUCUAAAGGGACUACGAAUCAACAUUGCGGAUCAGACGGUGUACCCAGCAUCAUUUGGCCUGCACAACGAUGUGCUCAAUAUGGUGGCUAACCUUUGGUAG